AACCUCACUCACUCGUACUCUCGGACUGGACCGCGCAGCCAUUAGAAUUUUACAAUAUCAAUUUAAGCAUACAUUUGUAAAUCCAUUCAGCUUUCAUAGCAUAAUUUAUUCCUUAGACCAACCCAAUAUCCAUUGUGUAGCCCGCGUUACAGCUUGUGCCUCAGUGCCUCUGUUAUCUCUCGCGCAACCUGAACCUCUCCCUAAAAGCAUGUCUUCGAAGCCCGGUGACGAACAAGGUUCGGAAGGGAAAGGGUUUGGGGACGAUUGUGAAAGAAAUGGCCUGUUUGGAAGUAUACCACCCCAGUUUGAUGAGAUACGUGAAGAUUUAAAACCGAAAAGCAGGGAGGAGACGAGCGACCUGGAUCAACAAUUAUAUACAUUUGAGGACGAUGGGAAAAGGCCUCCCGUUGCUAUGGAAACUGCAUCUACAGGUGAUGCCAUGUCUGACCUUUUCCGGAAGCCCAUGAGUGAUGAUGGUAAACUUUACACCUCACUCCUGUCCAAUCAGAGCUACCCCUCAGUCCAGGAUGCCUCUUACCAGUCUGAUGAUCUGAAGCGUUCCUCUGACCUCUCCUCCCAGGACACCUUCGACUCCUACGGCAUCUUUGGUUCCCCCCACACCAAGAUGACCACUGACCUGGUUGAUGAGAUGCCCAAGUCCCUGCUGGGUAGCUCUGAGUUGAAGACUGAGGCCUACAACUACAUGGAUAUCAGCCAUGGUGAUGACGUCCACAACGUGCGCUGUCCACAACCAGCGCCCCUGCAUAGUCUGGUGGACACUGGGCUGUCUGGCCUGGACUCCCUGGGAGGCUACAUGGAUAAGAGCCCUGCAGGACACGAGGAGGAGGAGGAGGAGGAAGAGGAGGAGAACCUGGGUCCGGCACUGGACUCCCACUCCUUCCCUUACGUAGAGGAGCCUUCUGAGGAUGAGGAGCUGUCUGACUACCACUCCUACCGCAACCUGGGCACCCCUCAGACCGCUAGCCCUGUGAAGAUCAUCCUGACCGAGUCCCACCCACCUGCUGCCGCCAAACCCAUCCUCCCGCAGGCCAACGUGUCUGACAACAUCCUCAGCCUGGGCUUGCAGGGCGUCCCCACGGUUACGCUCUCUGAGCCAGAGGACGACAGCCCCAACUCAUCCCCCAAUGCAUCCCCAACAGAAAAAGAAUCCCCUUCCCAAGACCUGUUCAAGGCUGUCCCCGGCAGCAAGCCGACCCCGGGCUCCACCAAGGCCAGGGAGCAGGACGGCAGCAGUGCGGAGUCUGGGGACUCUGAGAUAGAGCUGGUCUCUGAGGAGCCCCCCUUGCGGAGCCCCCCCAGCACCAAGUCCAGUAACAACCCCUUCGAGCAGCCUCCCAGCAGCAAGGGCGGUUUCAGACAGGCUGGCAACCCCUUCGACAACCCCCCCAGCACCAAGGGGCCCACAUCCUACAGCAUCCUUAGGGAGGAGAGGGAGGCUGAGCUGGACAGUGAGCUCUUCAUCGAGUCUGCCAAUGAGGAGAGCCCCAAGAGAGAGGGGUCCGGCACCAAACAGGGGGUCAACACCCCUUCACCUCUGAUCCUCACUGCCGCAUCCCCCGCCCGCCCCGCCCCAGAGGUGGUCCCAGCCGAGCCUGUGACGAGCUCCAUGAUAAAAUCAUCCAAUGACAGGCACAAGAGCCCCAUAAAAAUGGAGGAGGAUUGCCCAACUAAGCCCAAGCCCCCCACAGCCACAGUGCCCCCGGAGGUGAGGUCUGAGAGGCCCUUCCUGGACGACAAGCACGUCACUGAGGGGAAGGGAGACCUGGCUAAACCUGCUGCGGCAGUCUUUAUGGAGGGCUUUGACAAACAGAAAGCCAUUGACCUGCUCUACUGGAGGAAUGUGAAGCAGUCUGGAGCUGUGUUCGGCAGCGUGCUCCUGCUGCUCUUCUCUCUGACCCAGUUCAGUGUGGUCAGUGUGGGAGCCUACUUAGCCCUGGCUGCCCUCUCUGCCAGCAUCAGCUUCAGGAUCUACAAGUCUGUGCUUCAGGCUGUGCAGAAGACCGAUGAAGGACACCCAUUCAAAACCUAUCUGGAAGUGGAGAUCUCUCUGUCCCAGGAUCAGAUUGGUAAUUAUGCUGACAAGGCUCUGCUCUACGCCAACACCUGUAUGAAGGAGCUCCGUAGGCUGUUCCUGGUCCAGGACCUCAUCGACUCACUGAAGUUUGCUGUGCUGAUGUGGCUGCUGACCUAUGUGGGCGCUCUCUUCAAUGGCCUGACUCUGCUUAUUCUGGCCGUGGUGUCCAUGUUUAGCAUGCCCAUUGUGUAUGAGAAACACCAGGCACAGAUUGACCAAUAUGUUGGACUAAUACGGACCCAAGUGAACUCCGUAGUGGGGAAGAUCCAGGCGAAGAUCCCCGGGGCCAAGCGAAAGGAAGAGUAGACCUGAGUCUAGCUAACAGCCUCGUCAUUAUCUGUGGGGUAGUACUAUGUCAUCUAGGUGUUCUCUAAAACCAACCACUGGAGAAACCCUGACCCCAAAACUGUCUAGAACGGUUAACACACUAACACACAGUAAAUCACUCAUGUUCAAGAUCUUAUGUCUAGGUAGACAAGUACACAAUUCUGAACAACAAAAAAAGAACCAGCCUUUUUUUUAUUUUGUGUUACUUGUUAAGUGCAUGAAGUCAAGCCUUGAGUAAAUAUUUGAUAUCUUUUGUGCAGUUUUUUCAUGCUACGUUUUUUUGCUGUGCUUACAACAAGCUAAGAUUUGGCACAAAAAAAGAGAUAUGCCUACAGAAAUGCUCUGCUGCCAAUGUUAAAUACUGCUUCAUGUUUGAGUUAGCUGGUGGGCCUUCUCUCAGUAUAUGACAAUAUAUAUAAAUACAAUGAUUUCCUUUGUGUUUUCAAGCACAAAAUAAUUAGACAAUAUGCGUUUUAGAUGUGGUAAUUGUAGGGUUUUUGCUUUUGUAUAACUAUAAGGAACUAUACACAAGCUGGUGUUUUAAGUACCGUUGUUUGACUACUAUGAAGACGAGGAAUAUCUGAUGAUAUUUAACUUGUUUGAAUUAACUGUCCAACUAUACUCAAUGUAGUUCUUAGACCCUGGACUAACUAUUUGCACUUACAGUAUGUAUUUCAUUACAGAAUAAGAAAAAUAAAUGUUCCUUGAUGUAUUA
This is a messenger RNA of Coregonus clupeaformis (lake whitefish), 3137 nucleotides long. Its product is annotated as reticulon-1-A. Gene Ontology annotation, cellular component: postsynaptic density; neuron projection. The coding region runs from base 209 to 2401 and encodes 730 amino acids. The record is from RefSeq and is a predicted model, not a curated record. NCBI's taxonomy places the organism in Eukaryota, Metazoa, Chordata, Actinopteri, Salmoniformes, Salmonidae. Gene Ontology annotation, biological process: endoplasmic reticulum tubular network formation; neuron differentiation; brain development. The transcript has 9 exons.